AUGCCAAAUAAUCCAGGAAAAAAAAGUUUAAUCUCUUAUAUAAACAAGGUGAGGACAAACAUCUGGGCAUUUUUCAUUUUGAUUCUAUUGUUCGCCUUCACGCAUGGCGUUCAAGGAAGCAUGAUAACCGGGGUGCUGACCACUGUUGAGAAGAGAUUCAACCUUCCAAGUUCCCUCUCCGGCAUCCUAAUUGCAGUGGCCACCCUAGGAUACAUAUCAGGUGUACUCAUCAAUUCAAUAUUUCUCGUCAACAAAAGUCACGUUCGAGUAUUUGCGGUUUUUAUGACGAUGACCGCACUGGCAGCAUUGAUCUACGUCGUUCCUCACUUCUUGUUUUACAAUGACAUGGAACCUCAAAAAGUUGGGCCGACUGCCAACAAACAAAAAUUUCCAAAUUAUACAAAUAAAACGAACGUUGGAAGAACAAAUAAGGUGGCACUUUCAAUGUUUUGUGUGGCGGAAAUUAUUCAAGGAGUGUCGGGCUCAUCGGUUUGGACGAUCGGCCUGACUUUCAUUGAUAAAAACACAUCCAUUGCUCUGGGCUCCAAAUUAUUCGGUGCAAUAUUUCUCUUGCGAUGUUUUUCGCCAGUCUUAUCAUUCGCCCUUGGAAGCAGUUUUCUUACAUUUCCUGUAGAUUUGCAAUCAACUUCUUGGUCGCCAGAGCAUCCGCGUUGGAUAGGCGCUUGGUGGUUGGGCUACGUGGUCUGCUUCAUAGCUAACACUUUGAUUGCAAUUCCUACAUACUUUCUACCCGACACCUUCAUUAACGCGAUAACUUCUGAGGAAAGAAGCAAGAGCCAAAAAAGUUCUUUGAUUUCGAAAAUAAGCGAGACAUUCAACGAUUACAUCGACAAACCGGUUAAAGAAAAAAUGUCAUCAGUGAAACGAAUUGUUUGCAACCCCAUGUACACGAUAUUUUCACUUGGAGUUUGUUUUGACUGCUACAUAUUGGCUUAUUUCACAUUUCUUCCAAAGUACAUUGAAGUUAAUUUUCGACUUUCCGCAACAACAGCACCUACAUUUGGAGUGUUUGCUAUUCUUCACAAACUCUCAACCAUAUGUCUUUGCACCAGAUGUCUUUGUAAGCCAUCUGGUGCAACUAUAGUUUCAGAGUUUGUAGAGAGAGGAAUGAUACCAGUCCUCUGCGCCGGCCUGUCUUCGUAUUUGGGCGGAGUGUGCAGCGGCAAGUUCGAGCAGUCGCACGACAAAGGUGUCAGCAGGAACAUGACCUUCGUGUGCGCCAUUGCCAUUGUUAACUUAUUCGUUCUUGCUUCUCUAAUGAAUCUUCGAUGCUCCGAUGAGUUUUAUUCUGCAACUUGGAGCAUUGAAAAACAAGACGAAAAUGACUUGCAAACCGAGAUGCAGCGAGAUGAUUGUAACUGCCGACCAAACAGUUUCGAUCCUGUUUGUGGACCGAACAAGUCUCUUCACAUUGACAAGUGUUACGUCGAGUGCGUGGACUGGCAUAAAGAUUCUAACAAGUCAAGACCGUGCUUCCUGGAAGACGACUUGAGGACUGAAGGCUACUGCGCAUUCAGCUGCACAACUAUUUUGGGCUUUCUUGUUUUCGGCAUCGUCAUCAUGAGUUUCCUAAACAGCAUAUACACUGUAGCAAUAACCAAUGUUGUUUUGAAGAGUGUGUCGAAAAAAGAUAAACCUCUAGCGCUUGUGGUUCCUACCCCAGUCUUGUACGGAAAGUUAAUUGAUUGGACAUGCAUUCUAUGGAUCAAAUCAUGCGAUGGAACGUAUGGAUCUUGUCUCGUCUACGAUAACAACAAAUUUCGAUACGUUUUGCAUGGAAACACGCUCGUAUGGAAGAUUUUGGCGGUUUGCAGUUACAUUGUAGCUUUCACUUUGGCCAAAAAACGACUUAAAAAGUUGGAAAGUACUCCUGAGGAGAAGGAAGAAAAAAUCGUGCAAGAGUUGUUUAGGAAAGUCACAGCAUUUCCUGAAUGUGUGUAUGGGUUUUGUGGCCGAGUGGUUAGCGUGUCCAUCUACUACUCCCACGACCCGAGUUCGAAUCCUGCAGCUUCUGCGGGUUCAUCCGAGUAG
Helobdella robusta is the source of this 2052-nucleotide messenger RNA. RefSeq lists its product as hypothetical. Bases 1 to 2052 code for a protein of 683 amino acids. The transcript is spliced from 11 exons. Gene Ontology annotation, cellular component: membrane. The record is from RefSeq and is a predicted model, not a curated record. Lineage: Eukaryota; Metazoa; Annelida; Clitellata; Rhynchobdellida; Glossiphoniidae. Gene Ontology annotation, biological process: sodium-independent organic anion transport; transmembrane transport.